AAAAUUUUUUUUAAAAUAAUAUAAUAAGAAUGAAAGAAAAGGUGGAAAUGAAGGUAACAGUUUGAAUGUCUGUUUUAAGCUGUCGUAUUCCAUCUUGAUUCUUGCUGUGAAUGAUUCCAUGGGAGUUAGGGUUCUAAGAGAGGAGGAAGGAGCUGUUAAUAUUAUUACUCUAUACUCGGACAACUCUCCAAGUGCUUCAAAUUCAAUCGCCUCUGCUUCUGCUGUUUUCCCUGAUGUUGAGAUGGUGAUUUUUUAGCGGGAAACUCAAUCUCAUGUGGUUUUAAAACAAGGUUGCAACUUGCUCUCAAAUGCUUUCCUACAUCAGUUUAAUUUGUUCAUAAGCUGUCUCAGUUAUCAAUUCAAGAAGCAUGAACUCUUCAUCUGCUCAGUUUGUCACCUCAAGGAUGCCUAUGUGUGAGCCUUUCCAACAGAUUGGCCUGUGGGGAGAAAAUUAUAAGAUUAAUGUCAAUUCAAAUACAUUGGCAUCAAUCAUUGUAGAGAUGGAUAAUAAACUAGACAAUGAGUCGGAGGAUACUUCACAGGGAACACUGGCACCUUGUAACAUGGAUGAUCAAGAAGCAUCUAAGCCAAUUGAUAAGAUACAGAGACGUCUAGCACAAAAUCGUGAGGCUGCUCGCAAAAGCCGUCUGCGGAAAAAGGCAUAUGUUCAACAAUUAGAAAAAAGUCGUUCAAAGCUGAUUCAUUUGGAGCAAGACCUUGAACGAGCUAGGCAGCAGGGUUUGUAUGUAGGAGGUGGAUUAGAAUGUGGUCAUCUGGGGUUCUCCAGAGCUGUUAGUGCAGGCAUUUCUGAAUUUGAGAUAGCUUACGGUCAUUGGGUGGAAGAACAGAAUAGACAAAUGUGUGAGCUGAGGUCUGCUUUGAAUAAUCAUAUAAGUGAUAUAGACCUUCACACACGAGUGGAAAAUGGAUUGAGCCACUAUUUUUACCUUUUCCGCAUGAAAUCAACUGCUGCAAAGGCUGAUGUUUUCUAUGUCAUGUCUGGCAUGUGGAAAACACCAGCUGAACGUCUUUUCUUGUGGAUAGGAGGAUUUCGCCCUUCUGAUCUUCUUAAGGUACUUGGGCCGCAGCUUCAACCCUUGACAGAUUCACAGUUUUACGAUGUUUUUAACCUUACACAAUCUUGUCAGCAAGCAGAAGAUGCCCUUACACAAGGCAUGGAUAAACUCCAGCAAACUCUGGCAGAGACUGUAGCAGCUGGUCAUCUUGGUGACUUGGUAAGUUACUGUAAUCCUCAGCCAGGAACUGCAAUGGAGAAGGUGGCUGCUCUAGUCAGCUUUGUGAACCAGGCUGACCAUCUUCGCCAGGAAACCCUGCAGCAGAUGGCUCGCAUCUUAACAACCCGCCAGGCAGCUCGAGGUUUGCUUGUCUUGGGAGAGUACAUCCAACGUCUUCGAGCUUUGAGCUCAGAUUGGGCUAAUCGUACUCGCGAGCUUGCCUAACCCUUAGUGUACAAAAACCUACAGCAUAGGUGGCAAGAAUCACAUCCAAAACUGUUUCUACAGUCCAAAAGUGUUUUUGGUUGUUGUUGUAUACAAAAUUAGCAGCAAUUCACGUUGCUGGCAUUUUUCAGGUAGCAACCAGAACUGAAAUCAGAGAUACAGAUAUGAAUAUAGUCGUAUUUACGGAAAACUUUGAUAUCAUAUCAAUUUUAGAUGCUGUCUUGUGCGUUGGUGUUGGAAGGGUGCAUUUAGGUUUUACAUUUUGAGUCAUGUACCGGUUGAAACUGUACAAUGUAAAUCUCUAUAGAAGGUUCUUUCCAUAAUUUAAAUCCAACC
This is a messenger RNA of Rubroshorea leprosula, 1796 nucleotides long. NCBI's taxonomy places the organism in Eukaryota, Viridiplantae, Streptophyta, Magnoliopsida, Malvales, Dipterocarpaceae. The record is from the annotation of a GenBank genome assembly.